CCUCUCGUCCCCUCCGCCGAACAUAUACGCCCCACAGAUCCCCUUGAAUUAUAGCCUUUCCUCCCUCUCCUCCACAAUCGAAUGUACGCAACAACCCUGCGGCGAUUUAGGCGGCAGAUGCGACUGCACUGCGGAACAUCUCGGUGGUAUGCUCUUGAGCGGCAACAUCAACCAGGGCAACUAGACCAAGACUUAAAUUCAUGGGACAAAGUCCUCAGAUUCUUCGGUUUCGAAAGCAAGAAGGGAAGAGAGCCUGAUCAUGUCGUGUACCUGCUGCCCGAAUGGGAUUAUUACAGGAGAGUGAGGACAUUGAAACACUUGCUCCAUAAAAUGUGGGGAGAGUGGCCUUUGGGGUUAAUUGCCAUUAUUGUGCGCAGUGUAUUUGGAGGGUUGGCUUUGCUUUACGGUAUGUACAAGUUCACGAUGUUGGUUUACAGAUCGCCACCGCAACGAGAAACAUUGACGACGAAGAGGGUAAGUGGACGAAAGGGGGAGACUCCUUGACGUCGAGGGAGAGGAGGAGA
Molecule: messenger RNA, 524 nt
Organism: Hyaloscypha bicolor E
Lineage: Eukaryota; Fungi; Ascomycota; Leotiomycetes; Helotiales; Hyaloscyphaceae
Exons: 1
Coding region: 82-504 (140 amino acids)
Source: RefSeq, a predicted model, not a curated record